This is a messenger RNA of Arabidopsis lyrata subsp. lyrata, 2026 nucleotides long. RefSeq lists its product as uncharacterized. The record is from RefSeq and is a predicted model, not a curated record. The transcript has 6 exons. Lineage: Eukaryota; Viridiplantae; Streptophyta; Magnoliopsida; Brassicales; Brassicaceae. Gene Ontology annotation, cellular component: peroxisome. Gene Ontology annotation, biological process: regulation of gene expression. Bases 71 to 1045 code for a protein of 324 amino acids. Gene Ontology annotation, molecular function: RNA nuclease activity.
UGAGUUUUCUUCUUAUCAUGUUUCUCUCCUCCGGAAGAGAAAAAGUCUCUAAUUCACUCGCGUCGAAACUAUGAUAGACUUCAGCGAGUCUUGCACAGUCGUCUACUGGGACCUCAAGGAUUACCCAAUCCCUACAAAUAUCGAUCCUCACUCGAUUUAUCAGAAUAUCAAGGCAGCUCUGUCGGACGGUUAUCGUGAUAUGCCUUUGAAAAUCUGGGCUUAUCCUGACAAGACAGAUGAAAAUGAGGAGUUGAAUACGAGUGAGGAAUUUUUCGAAGCCGGAUUCUUUUUCUCUCACAACGUUCCAGGUAUUUCAAUGUUACUCGACAUUCUUUCCCACGCAUUUCUCCUCACACCGACCAUUAAACCAACUUCGACACAUAAACCAUCAAAUUUCAUGGUAAUCUCAAAAAGUCUCCCUGAAGACAAGGAGACCAAAAGAGUUCUUUGGGCUUUGAAAUCAAGAGGUUUCGAUGUUCACUUCGCACAUCAUCCGCUUGAAGGACAAGUACCAGACCAGAUGUUUAGUAAUCCAGCCCUACUAAGUUCCUGGACAUAUCCAUUAGGAAAUGAUUCGACAACUAUGGUUAACAAACACGAUUUCUCUGAGCGUUUCACGCCUUCCUCAGAUGCUAUGACAUGCGUCUUCUGGGACCUGGUGGAUUGCCCAUUCCCAAAUGAUCUUGAUCCUGAAACAAUCUUUCAGAGAAUUAAAUCGACUCUUGAGGAAAAAGGUUAUCGAGGUGGGAUAUCAAUAUGGGCUUAUGCUGAGAGGAUACAGUUCUCGGAUGACGUGCUGGACAAGUAUCAGAAAGCCAGAAUCUAUUUCGUUCCCGAAGUUCCUGGGGAUAAAAUUGCGAGAUUUCUUAGGAUGUCACAUGACAUUCGAUUAUGGGAAAUGGACACUUAUCCUGUGUUCGGUGUAGAGGCAAAUGUGAUCGUAAUCUCAAAUGACAUCAACACUCAAGGAAAAAAUAUUAACUUCUCCCAUUAUCUAAUUGGAAUGCAAGCAGAGAUAUUACUCUGCUUUCUUAGUACAGCCUAAGUGUAUCGAUCCCGGAUCCUCAGAUUGGCCAAGAUCGUUAUUCGAUAGAAGAUUUUCUGUCGGCCCAACCAGAUGCGGACCAUUUAAUAAGCGGUGGAGGAAGAAGGUGAAGAAACAGAAGGCAGUGGAAGUGCCAAAAGUCUCUCCCGUUGAAAUCAUGAACAACCAACAACUCUCUCCCGUUGAUACCAUAAAAAACCUUGAUUUCUCCAGUUAGAUUUUUCUUUUUAUCUCUUCGAUUGUAAUCUACCUUUAUUGCUCGUUUGAUAAUUGUUUAUGCGUUCUGUUUUGUGAAACCUUGCAGAGCCUCUCCCACCUGUCCCAGGGCCUAGGGUAGGCGUCUUCUGGGACAUUGAGGAUUUCCCAUUCCCUAGUGAUCUAGAUCCUGAACUUCUCUAUACGAGAAUCGAAUUGCUUCUUGAUGCUAAAGAUUAUUAUGGUGAGAUGUCAAUAUGGGCCUAUGCUGAGAAGAUACCAUUCUCAGAUGAUGUGCUGGAGAAGUUUCAGAAAGCCAAAAUCUAUUUCCUUCCCAAAGUUCCUGGGAAUAAAACUGAGAGAGUUCAAAUGAUGGUAAACGACAUGUUUUUAUGGAAAAUAGACACUCCUCACAAGUAUGUUGUACCACCAAGUGUGAUUGUCAUCUCAAAUGAAAUUCAAGGAUGCGUCAACUUUACCCUUGGUCUUACCUGUAUGCAUUCCAGACUUGUUAAUGCUUUCUUAGUAGAGCCUAAGAAGCUUACAACAGACGAUCACAAAAGCUUAUCAGUAUGGCCUGGACGCCUAUUCGAUGAAGGGGUGAUUAUCCACAAGUUUUUAUAUCCCUCUGCUAGUCCGCCGAAGCCGCGUAAGAAACAGAAGGUUAUUACUUCUUAAGUUAAAGAACGCCGUAUGUGUGAGCUGCUUUCUUUUGUUGUGGAUGUUUCGAACUUAUGUAUGGAUUGAAUCUCUCUUUGAAUGCUUAUUAUCUAAUUUUUUAGUCAA